Xiphias gladius (swordfish) is the source of this 3349-nucleotide messenger RNA. It is a transcript of the gene gnai3, whose product is annotated as guanine nucleotide binding protein (G protein), alpha inhibiting activity polypeptide 3. Gene Ontology annotation, cellular component: heterotrimeric G-protein complex. The transcript is spliced from 9 exons. Bases 531 to 1595 code for a protein of 354 amino acids. Gene Ontology annotation, biological process: adenylate cyclase-modulating G protein-coupled receptor signaling pathway. Lineage: Eukaryota; Metazoa; Chordata; Actinopteri; Istiophoriformes; Xiphiidae. Gene Ontology annotation, molecular function: GTPase activity; G-protein beta/gamma-subunit complex binding; G protein-coupled receptor binding. The record is from RefSeq and is a predicted model, not a curated record.
CAGCCCCCCGGGGGUCGCAUCAGUUUUCGUUUUUCAGUGCCGUUUUUUCUUGGUUUGCAGCUGGAUCAGCUGGAUGAACGCGCGACUGCGCAGCAGCAUUCACUCUUAUGGGAAAAUUCUGGUUUUUGUCAUUGUGUAUUUUCUCUGAAAACGCUGGAUUAAGCGCCUGAUUUUUUUACACACAAGUUUCUACAUGAAGUAUUUUGUUUUCUUCCUUAUGAAUUUUCAUGUUCUGCUGCUAGUAUAAAAACUCCGGAUAAGUUGGAUAAAAAGAUUUAAAAACAUCAAUUUGAAGCGAUUUUUUUUCCCCGUUUAAAACGCGGCAUUUAAGCAGCUGUGUAUGGACUCAAGCUGUGUGACUGUGGGUUUAUUUGGACUGACGAGCCCCCACUGCCAACGCCUUUUCCCCUCUCUCUCCGAUUCUCCGCUCGGCAACUUCAGCUCUCAUCGACCAAGCGCGUUUCCCGUCAACUAAUGAACUGCUGAGACCACGAUCCGACACUAAGAAGUCGUUUGAGAGAUAAAAAAAAAUGGGCUGCACGAUCAGCGCCGAGGACAAAGCUGCAGUGGAGAGGAGUAAAAUGAUUGAUAAAAACCUGCGGGAGGACAGAGAGAAAUCCUCCAGAGAAGUAAAACUGCUCCUGCUCGGAGCUGGGGAAUCUGGGAAAAGCACAAUAGUAAAGCAGAUGAAAAUCAUUCAUGAAGAUGGCUACUCAGAAGAGGAGUGCAAGCAGUACAAAGUGGUGGUGUAUAGUAACACCAUCCAGUCCAUCAUGGCCAUCAUCAGGGCGAUGGGCCGGUUAAAGAUAGAUUUUGGGGAUGCUGCACGGGCGGACGAUGCCCGCCAGCUGUUUGCCCUGGCGAGCUCGGCGGAGGAAGGAGUGUUGUCGGCAGAGCUAACCGGCGUUAUUCAGAGGCUGUGGAGCGAUGGGGGAGUUCAGGCCUGCUUCAAUCGAUCACGAGAGUAUCAGCUCAACGAUUCUGCUGCAUACUACCUGAAUGACUUGGACAGGAUCUGCCAGCCGAACUACGUCCCGACUCAGCAGGACGUGUUGCGUACACGUGUGAAGACCACUGGCAUUGUGGAAACUCACUUCACCUUCAAGGAUCUCUACUUCAAGAUGUUUGAUGUUGGGGGUCAGCGCUCGGAGAGAAAGAAGUGGAUCCAUUGUUUUGAGGGAGUCACUGCUAUUAUUUUCUGCGUAGCACUCAGUGACUACGACCUCGUCUUGGCUGAGGAUGAGGAGAUGAACCGGAUGCAUGAGAGCAUGAAGCUUUUUGACUCCAUCUGCAACAACAAGUGGUUCACGCUUACCUCCGUCAUCCUCUUCCUCAACAAGAAGGAUUUGUUUGAAGAGAAGAUCAGCAGGAGUCCACUCACUAUCUGCUACCCCGAGUACUCUGGGGGGCACUCAUAUGAAGAGGCAGCAGCUUAUAUCCAGUGCCAGUUUGAAGACUUAAAUAAACGAAAGGACACAAAGGAAAUCUACACCCACUUCACCUGUGCCACAGACACCAAGAAUGUGCAGUUUGUGUUCGAUGCUGUCACCGACGUCAUCAUCAAGAUCAACUUGACGGAGAUCGGGCUCUACUAAAGUCUCAGGCCCUGCAGGUGUCAGGAGAAAUAUCAGGACUUCUGGGCUGGUAUGUCUUGUCUGCACAGAGCGACUAGGAAAGUAGGUGUAAGGACUGAGCUAGUGGCCAUGCAGGACCUAAAAUUCCACAAUCUGGGGACUUGCUACUAUGAUCACUUUUGUCUUAAUAUAUUUUACGAUGCAGAGCAUACUGGGAGGAGGUGAUGAGUGGAGGAGGCUUGUGAAAUGAUCACUGUGAGUUCAUGCGGGGUCCUGUCAUACUUAAGAACUUUGAAUUGCCGAGGGACUGGCAGGUAAAGCCCCUCAGAGGUCUCUGAAACAUUUAUAGUUUGUCUGUCAUCUGCACAAAGACCAAAACAGACUGCCUGUUUAUCCAAUUCAUUACUGCAUUACACAGUUUCACAGCUAAAUUCUAUUCACUAUUUUUGUGCUGCAUCUUCUCUUAGCUGUAAAUCUGUAUCACACUGCUUUUAUUGCAUUUUUGCAUUUGCUAUAUUUUGUUUUAAUUUUGAGUUUCAAUUACAUAGUGUUUCCACUUUGGAAAAGUUUUGAAUGCCAUAACUUAUGUAUGGGAAAGAGUUUUGUGUGAGUAGUUUUCAUGUAUAUAAUGCAACAUUUUGGUCUGGGAUUAGUUAGAAAGAGUCUAAUGAGCUCAGUAGCAACAUCGCUGUCUACAUAGUUAUUUUAAUUUCAACUAGACCACAUUGUGUUGAAAAAUAUUUUUUAUACUUCAGACACAUCACUGCACAUCAAUUUGUGAAGGGAGAUCCUAAUUUUUCUGUUUUUUUUUUCUAUAGAAGUUUGAAUGAGGAGUAUGACUCAUUUUAUUCACUCACUGGAGGUCAAUGUAGAAUCUCCUUUACUUUUCAAGGUAAUACUUUAAUCCUGUGGAUAUCAGCAAAGAAAUAUAAACACUUGAAACAUAAAAAGUGGGAUAAUUUGAUAUGGCCAGAGGCUGUAUUUGUGUUCAUAGGGUGUAGCCCUCACAUAAUACUGAGAAAGUCUGUUGCUGAUAGGCUAUGAUAUGCUGGAGUACAGCACACUUUUGGUUCAACCCUGCACAGAGAAGUCCUGGUAGCCAACUUUCCCUGAAGGUUAAGAAUUUAAAUGUGUUGCUCACUUUAAGUUUCUGCAGUUGUAUUGGUUCAUUUUAACAUCAUUAAAUGAUGGCACAAAGCUUUCUGACCUGUGUUCUGUUUAAAAGACUAAACCCAUACCAAAAUCUUACUACAGGCAACACCAAUCAGAUGUUAUCCACUGUGAAGAUUUCUAAAGGCCUGGUCUCACCUAAAUAGUGCAGGGAAAGAGGUCAUGCAAAUUAGAAACAGAAUUUUUAGAUUUCAGCGACACAUCUGGAUGCUUGAGCCGAGGGCUGAGUGUGUUCCCGCUGCUGCACACACCAAUGCUCACCGAUAUGUCCCUAUUGUCUUACCUUGUAUGUUGUCUCUGUAAAGUAGUACGAAUUUAUUAACAUUAUUACAUUUAUUAACGACAUGAGCAAUGACAAAUUAAAUUCAAACUGUAAAUAAUCUACAAGUCAACAAGAGAACAUGCAGGGACAGACUUGUACCUUUGAGCCCAAAAUCCCAGUUUUUUGCAAAGUCAGUUUAAAGGAUGUAUUCUUCUGCUGCGACUUUCAUGAGAAGACCAAAACCAACAGCGUGUUAGUCUCUCACUACUUUCUGACUUCUCAAGCCUGUUUGUAGCACUCAGCCCCAAGCCCAUUAAUUCCUACUGAAAAAAUAAAAUUUUAA